Molecule: messenger RNA, 1317 nt
Organism: Medioppia subpectinata
Lineage: Eukaryota; Metazoa; Arthropoda; Arachnida; Sarcoptiformes; Oppiidae
Source: the annotation of a GenBank genome assembly
GACCCCCGAUUGGCCCUUAUAUUAGGCGAUUGGCUCUUAUUUCUGCCAAAACAGAUACGAUAUCACAUAACAAUCGCUCAACUCUUGUACGGCUUCACAGCAAUUGUUACACAACUAAUCCACUUCUGGUAUUACGCCAACGAUAUAAUUCCUGACUAUUUGAAACCCUUUCAAAUGGCGAGCGGUUUGAUGUCCCCUAAAGACAUAGGGCUGACCCACACCACAGAUGUUCGCGCAUUGCUUCGACAGAUAAACAUAACGUUAAAAUGUACUGAAUUUCUGCGACAAACAGCUAUACCGUCGGCUAUACUGGUGUCGGGCGUACCCCUCGCCAUGAAUGCCACGUUCAGUGAACUCAAACUCAAGCGAAUUAACCAUAAGCUGAGGAAAGUGUUCAUAUCGUCCGAAAUGACAAAUAUAAACAUUUUUGGGAACUUGAAUGCAAUUCAUAAGGAGAUCAUUGGAUGUAAUGAUAACUUUUGGAGUGAAUACCUGCUGUGGAUCUUCCUGUUAGUGAUGCCUUUAAUGAAUUUUGCGGAGAAAACCAAAGAAAAAACAAUUGAAACGUCUGUUUUGGCGGCAAAUGCUUUGAUUGGCUUUGAGUCACACAAACACUACUGUUAUUGUGUUGUUGUCAUCGCAAACCCAAGACAUCACCCGAAGGAUCAGUUGCGGACAAUACACGCCUAUAACAGCCAUCACAGCGACGACAUGACGGACGUGAACGUGGAUCAGAUGCGCGGCAUCUUUGAUAACUCACAGCAUUUGCAUAAAUCGCAGAAAUGUUUGUCACAAAUGCAGGACUUGUACCACAAAUACGCGGACUCCGAAGAGCUCUUGUCUGACUUCGCGGCCGAACUCCGGAGAGACAUAUUGUUUACGUUGAACUGCGACCCGAAGAGUCCGUUCACGAAACACACCAUUGAAUUCGUGGCCAACUUUUUGCGCUCAUUUUCGGCCCCAAAACAGCCCGAAGACACCCGAUUGGAGGACACGACUACCACCGCAGCCAAUGGCGACGACACGACCGCCUCCGACGGCGACGACACUAUUAUUGACGAAGAGAUGGCUGCGGACGACGAGUCGGGCGCCGAUCGGUCGGAUCAGGAGAACAGAGCGCCGGCCGACGACAGCCUUAACGACGAGUUGGGCGUCGAGUCGUUCGGCAGUGAGUCCUUCUCCCGACGCGCCCGCAAAGACCAGUCGACAAUCGGCGCCAACACUACCACCGCCUCAUCCAUGAACUACACGUCCGCCACCGCCGAUGGCGCCAAAGAAGAUCCCACUUUCGCCGAUAUGAUCAUCAAAGACCAGUUG